GGAGGAGACGUCAGAGGGGGCGAGGUCGGGCUGUGAUUCGCUGCUCCCUGCAGCCCCCGAAGGAAGGAGGAUGGUCCAGCCGAGCCUUGGGAAGAAGUGACCUGGUGCUGAGUGAGGCAGCGGCGCUGGAUUCGGCUGUGGAACUAGCUGGGGUAGAAGCGCCAUCCGCGUGACCGGGACACGCUGCGCGGCCGUGUCUCCGCUGGGGCUCAUGGCCGUGACGCUGUGAUGUGCAUAGUGGGACUGAUAGAAGACUUGGCCUGGAUCACAAAUCAUUUCAGACAAUAUGGCAGACCCCAUCCGAUGGGCCCGAUAUCGGUGGCAGCGUCUGGUAUCUGCAGAAGGCAGGGAUGGAAGUAGCAACAGCUCCUCAUGUGACAAGUGUUAUCAAUCAUCCAAAAUGCCUAGCAAACAUAGAAUAGUUAUACCAUGUCUGGGACACUUCAAAGAAGAGUAUGAAAAGGUAUCAAAAUUAUAUAUGAACAACAGAAUACGGACUACUAAAUACACUUUAUUCAACUUUAUACCACGGAAUUUAUUUGAACAGUUUCACAGAGCUGCCAAUUUAUAUUUCCUAUUUUUAGUUUUCCUGAACUGGGUUCCACUGGUGGAAGCCUUCCAGAAAGAAAUUACCAUGUUACCUCUAGUAGUAGUUCUGACAAUUAUUGCAGUUAAAGAUGGCCUUGAGGAUUACUCAAAAUACAAACUAGAUAAGCAGAUAAACAACCUGUUAACUAAAGUAUAUAGCAGAGCUAGUUCCAUAACAAUAGUUUCUGAAAUUGAUCCAGAGAAGUUUUCAAGUAGAAUAGAAUGUGAAAGUCCUAACAAUGAUCUCAGUCGAUUCCGUGGCUUUGUUGAACAUUCAAACAAGGAGCGAGUGGGCCUGAGUAGAGAGAACUUGCUGUUACGAGGAUGCACAAUCAGAAACACAGAAGCCAUUGUGGGCAUUGUGGUGUAUGCAGGUCAUGAAACCAAAGCAAUGCUGAAUAACAGUGGCCCUCAUUACAAACGCAGUAAAUUGGAAAGGAGAGUGAACACUGAUGUCCUUUGGUGUGUUCUGCUUCUGAUUUUAAUGUGUUUAAUUGGUGCUUUGGGUCAUGGAAUUUGGUUAAGUAGCUAUUCGAAGAUGCCUCUUUUUAAUGUCCCUGGGCCCGAUGGAAAAUCCACUCCACCAGCAUUAGCAGGGUUUUAUAUGUUUUGGACAAUGAUCAUUUUAUUACAGGUCUUGAUCCCGAUUUCUCUCUAUGUUUCAAUCGAAAUUGUCAAAUUGGGACAAAUCUAUUUAAUUCAGAAUGAUAUUGACUUGUACCAUGAGAAGAGUGAUUCCACUAUUCAGUGUCGAGCGCUGAAUAUCGCUGAAGACUUAGGUCAAAUCCAGUACAUCUUCUCUGACAAGACCGGAACCCUCACUGAGAACAAAAUGGUUUUCCGGAGAUGCAGUAUUGCAGGACAGGAAUAUUGCCAUGAGGAGAAUGCCAAGAGACUGGAAUCCUAUCAAGAGGCUGAUUCAGACAGUGAAGGUUUAACAGAUGCUCUGUGUGGCUCGUUGAGCUGCAUGUCAAAGCAGAAGGUGCACAGCUGCAGGACAGUGAGUCGGCCUUUGAACUCCAAGUCUUUGAAUCAGCUGGCUGGUAGCUGUUCUGCUUUAGGAGGGAAAGAUGGAGUCAGUAACAUUCCACACUCAAGACAUGUAGCUUUCAGCAGCCCCAUUGAAACUGAUGUUGUUCCAGACGCAAAGCUCAUGGAGAAAUUUAGUCAAAUUACCUGUCAUUCCUAUGCACAAUCAGAAGAAACUGACAGACCCCCAUCCUUGGAGACAGUAUAUAUUACUGACUUCUUCCUUGCUCUGGCAAUCUGUAAUACUGUGAUAGUUUCAGCUCCUAACCAACCACGUCAAAAGAUGAGACUAUCUUCACUAGGUAGAAUGCCUAUUAAAUCCCUUGAGGAAAUCAAACAGAUGUUCCAGAGGUUGUCAGUCCGAAGGCUGAGUUCAUCACCAGCUCCAAGUGCAAAAGAAUCCUCCUCUGAGAGCCCUAGUACUUUUGGGAGCAAACUAUCUAUUUUCAGAGUGAAGCUGGCUUCACCUGCUAUGGAAGGGGUGGCCCAAACAGUUAAUGAAGCUCAGGCUACUGAUAGCCCACAAUGCACCAAAAUACCUCCACUUGGACCAUUAGAUAGAGUGGACGUAGCUGCAAGCAGUGAGCACUCUGAUGCUGGAUCAUCUCUUGAACAAUCUAUAGCUAAGCUGUGUUAUGAGGCUGAGAGCCCUGAUGAAGCUGCACUAGUUCAUGCUGCCAAGGCUUACAAAUGCACUUUACAGUCUAGGACUCCUGAUCAAGUUACUGUAGACCUGGCUGCUUUGGGAUCUUUGACAUUUCAGCUUUUGCACAUUUUGCCUUUUGACUCAGUACGAAAAAGAAUGUCAGUAGUAGUUAGACAUCCGCUCUCCAACCAAGUGGUGGUGUACACGAAAGGUGCAGACUCGGUCAUUAUGGAUUUGUUGUGGACUGGAGCUUCCGAUGAUAAAUCAGAAAUGGAACAAAAGAAAAUUAAGGAGAGAACUCAGAAACACUUAGAUGAUUAUGCCAGAAGAGGACUGCGCACAUUGUGUAUAGCUAAAAAGGUGAUGAGUGAUGCAGAAUAUGCUGAGUGGUUAAAUAGUCAUUUUUUAGCAGAAACCAGUAUUGACAAUAAGGAAGAGCUGCUGCUUGAAUCUACUAUGAAGCUUGAGACUAAGUUAACACUCCUUGGUGCCACUGGGAUUGAGGAUCGCCUGCAGGAGGGUGUUCCAGACACUAUAGAGGCACUGCGAAAAGCUGGAAUCAAAAUUUGGAUGCUGACAGGAGAUAAACAAGAGACUGCUGUCAAUAUCGCAUAUGCUUGCAAGUUACUGGAACAAGAUGACAAAAUCUUCACUCUCAAAUCUCUAAGUAAAGACGCCUGUGCAUUGUUGAUGAACACUAUUUUAGAAGACAUCCAAAAAAGUAUGUAUGCCCAAAAAAAUCACAACUCCAAACUUGCGAGCGUCUUUCCAGCUCCCUCCACCCAAGCUCCAGAGUUCAGUGCCAGCCUGGUUAUUGAUGGAAAGACUUUAGAAUAUGCCCUGCACGAGAGCCUGCAAGGUAUCUUCCUGGAACUCACGGAGAGGUGCCGGGCUGUGGUCUGCUGCAGAGCAACGCCCCUGCAGAAAAGUGAAGUGGUCAGACUGGUGCGAAACAGGUUGAAAGUGAUGACACUAGCCGUAGGUGAUGGUGCCAAUGAUGUCAGUAUGAUCCAGGUGGCUGAUACUGGAGUGGGACUCUCAGGCCAAGAAGGCAUGCAGGCUGUGAUGGCAAGUGACUUUGCAAUUUCGCAGUUCAGACACCUCAGCAAGCUGCUGCUUGUCCAUGGACACUGGUGUUACACCAGGCUGGCCAACAUGAUCCUUUAUUUUUUCUACAAGAAUGUGGCCUAUGUAAACCUCCUAUUCUGGUACCAGUUCUUUUGUGGGUUUUCGGGAACAUCCAUGACCGACUAUUGGGUUUUGAUUUUCUUCAACCUCCUCUUCACUUCGGUGCCGCCCAUCAUUUAUGGCAUUCUGGACAAAGAUAUCUCUGCAGAGAUCCUCAUGCAGCUACCUGAGCUUUAUGUGACUGGUCAGAAGUCUCAGGCAUAUUCACCUCCAGCUUUCUGGAUCACCUUGCUGGAUGCUUUUUACCAAAGUCUGGUUUGCUUUUUUGUGCCUUACUUUACUUAUCGUGGUUCUGACAUAGACAUCUUUUCUUUUGGUAACCCGUUAAACACAGCAGCGCUCUUCGUCAUAUUACUGCACCUCCUGAUCGAGAGUAAAACUUUGACUUGGAUACACAUGGCUGUUAUGAUAGGUAGCAUCUUAUUUUACUUUGUCUUCGCACUGACUUUUGGAGCAGCCUGCAAAACCUGUAAUCCACCAUCAAAUCCCUAUUGGAUCAUGGAAAAGCACAUGACAGACCCAGUGUUUUAUCUGGUUUGCAUCAUUACUACUUGUGUUGCUCUUCUACCAAGAUACUUAUUCAGAGUUCUUCAGGGGGCUUUGUUUCCAUCUCCAGUUUUGAGAGCCAAGCACCUUGACAGACUGAGCCCCGAGGAGCAGAAGGAAGCAAUUAAAAAGUGGAAGGAUGAUCGUGUUGGGAAGUGCAGAAUGGGUUUCCAGGGCACUCGGGCGUGUUCCAGGUCUGCUGAAGAUGCUGCAUCAGUAAGAGAAAGUACUGACCACUCUUCAUACAUCCCAGUGUCUAAGACACCUUUUCAUACCUGUCCAGUAGACAGGUCAGUGCAGAAGGCUUCUUUCAUAUCAGACAUACAGGAUGAAUUCAGGGAUGUGAACAGCCUGACUUGUGAGAGAGCUGCAUUUUUGAACUCUUCGAAGGAAACCUAUUCAGAAACAUAUGGCACUAAUAAUUCUUGUGCCGGCAUCCCGGAGUUUACUUUUGCAAAGGGCAGCAAUGAAAUUUCUCUAAUAAAUAAGGCCAGUUUGAAUUGUUCUUUUACUGAACAGGAUGUUUUAACAUACCCUGCAAAGCUGGAAUGUUAACUGUUUUAAAAAAACAAAAGCAUUGGUGCAUUACAUUACAUUCGAGUUUUUUGUUGUUGGUGGGUUUUGAGGUUUUUUGGUCAUGUCAGUUGAUGCACAAAUUUAUUCAGAAGCCUUUUGUAUUUUUUAAAACCUUUUAAGUAACUUAAUGAGGUAUCCAGAGUCUAAAUGGGCAUGAAGCAUUGUGAAAGUACCAGCUUUAUUAAGAACUCAUCAUUUUUGGUACAUGCUAACUGCAUAACAUAGUAACUUUGAUAAAAAUGACAGUGAUGUAAUUUAAAGGCUAUCCUGGUGGAGACACUUUUACCAGUUGACCCUGACUUUAUCAUCCUGAGCUUCACCCAGUGUUGCUGCUUCACCCAGUGAUCUGCUUCACCCAGUGAUGUUGCAAUGACAACUAGUGCUGAUGAGGUCCACUGCACGCUCCAGGACCUCUUUGCAAAACGUUUUUUAUCCUGAUCAUUCUCUUUGUGAUCAUAAUAUUUGUGUGAUGGUUUCACAUCAACGUGGAAGGUCAUACCAACAAGAUUUACAGAACACAUUGGUCAUGUUCAAAGUCCAUUUUAUGAAAAAAUAAAACCUUCA
This is a messenger RNA of Chelonoidis abingdonii (Abingdon island giant tortoise), 5137 nucleotides long. RefSeq names its product ATPase phospholipid transporting 10D (putative) (gene ATP10D). NCBI's taxonomy places the organism in Eukaryota, Metazoa, Chordata, Testudines, Testudinidae. Gene Ontology annotation, cellular component: plasma membrane. The record is from RefSeq and is a predicted model, not a curated record. Gene Ontology annotation, biological process: phospholipid translocation. Gene Ontology annotation, molecular function: magnesium ion binding; ATPase-coupled intramembrane lipid carrier activity; ATP hydrolysis activity.